UAUUAGAAUUGGGCGUUUUUAAAGUGGAGUAGAGUUGGGCUUUUAUAUGAUAGUAUUAGGCCCAAAAGUAAUUAUUUGGAAUGUGAGCGACGUCUCUGUUGGUGUCACCGCUUUCCCGUUUGUAUCCCUCAAAACCCUCCUUAACCCCACCCCCAACACCUCCGAUCCAAUGCUGAUUCGCCGAGCAGCAAUCCACCAUCUCCGCCGCUUCUCCACCGCCGCGCUCCUCCAGGAAGUGGACGCUCUUCCUACAUUCACUUACCUGGACGGAUUCCCCAGGCCCGACCCGAAGUACCACGAGACCAUCCAUGCGAUCCCACGCGAUGCCUCCGGUAAGAGCAUCUCGGCCGAGGAGAGGAAGGCCGGCCGCGUUCCGAGCAUCGUCUUCGAGGCGGAGGAUGGCCAGCACGGCGGCAACAAGCGCAUCAUUUCCGUGCAGAGCAAUCAGGUUAAGAAGCUCGUGAAUCAUUUAGGGCGGUCUUUCUUUCUCUCCAGGCUCUUUGAUCUCGAGGUCCGGCCGGAGUUCGGGUCCGGUGAGGUUGUGGAGAAAGUCCGAGUAUUGCCUCGGAUGCUCCAUCUUCAUCCGAGCACAGAUGCGGUGCUUAAUGUUACAUUCAUAAGGGCUCCAUCUAGUGCUUGGUUGAAGGUUGAUGUUCCUCUAGUAUUUAGAGGAGAUGAUGUUUCCCCUGGGCUCAAGAAGGGGUCAUCUCUAAACAUUAUCAAGAGAACUGUGAAGUACCUUUGUCCUGCAGAUAUAAUCCCUCCCUUCAUAGACGUUGAUUUAAGUGAGCUCGAUGUUGGCGAGAAGAUCGUUGCUGGUAAUCUUAACGUUCAUCCUGCUCUCAAGUUGCUAAGAUCGAAGGAUGAAGCUGUCGUCAAGAUAAUGGGCGCCAGGGUUUCCGAGCAAAGGAAAUCCAAGUAAGUUGUCAGGUUCCAAAUUUAGUCUUUUGGUAGAGAAAUCUUCAAUUGAAAAGAAUCCCUUAACUGUAUAAGGCCACGCAGCCGAUAUGAUCUUUCCAUUUUUGCGAUUUAGAAGAGUUGCUUUAGCUGAAUUCUAUCUAGGAGCGAUUUUUCCCUCUCAUCUACAAAGAAAGCGUGGUGUUAUUGAAGCCUACAUUUUUAGGGGAAAUUGUAUCCUAUUAACAGCUUUCGCAUCGAUGAUAAUGAUAUAAAAAAAAGUAGUGUUUUCGCAGUUGAUCAAA
Messenger RNA from Salvia miltiorrhiza (redroot sage), 1202 nucleotides. RefSeq lists its product as uncharacterized. Gene Ontology annotation, molecular function: structural constituent of ribosome; 5S rRNA binding. The coding region runs from base 47 to 922 and encodes 291 amino acids. Gene Ontology annotation, cellular component: cytosolic large ribosomal subunit; ribosome. Gene Ontology annotation, biological process: translation. NCBI's taxonomy places the organism in Eukaryota, Viridiplantae, Streptophyta, Magnoliopsida, Lamiales, Lamiaceae. The transcript is spliced from 3 exons. The record is from RefSeq and is a predicted model, not a curated record.